Messenger RNA from Syzygium oleosum, 948 nucleotides. RefSeq lists its product as uncharacterized. The record is from RefSeq and is a predicted model, not a curated record. NCBI's taxonomy places the organism in Eukaryota, Viridiplantae, Streptophyta, Magnoliopsida, Myrtales, Myrtaceae. The transcript is spliced from 3 exons. The coding region runs from base 114 to 809 and encodes 231 amino acids.
UCUACAAAGUCAAAACCACAAUGGCCCCCAAUAAGACGUGUGUGUAAGAAGCCUAUAUAAAUCAAAUCAUAUUCUAGUUUAGCAAUUAACGAAGACACCACAAGAGAGAAGACAUGAAGAAGGUGCGCGUCAGAUGGCCGAGAUUUUGCACGGCUUGUGCCGUCUACGACGGUGGUGCCAGACUCAAGAUCAACCUUAGCUCGUUUCGGAGCAGCAGCGACAACGAAGAGGCCCCGAAACCCGGAUUCUCCAGUGGCGUUGAAGGCGGUGUCCCCUCAGGUGGUGCCACCGUUGGCGGUGGCUGCGGAAACAGGGUGAUGGUGGUCGUGGACUCGAGCCUCGAAGCAAAGGGCGCACUGGAAUGGGCGCUCUCUCACACUAUCCAAAGCCAAGACGACACUAUUGUUCUCCUUUGCGUAGCCAAGCCCUAUGAAGGAGAGUGCAGGAGGCAGAUUGAUGGGAGGGCUCGGGAGCUUUUGCUUUCCAUGAAGAGCAUGUGCCAAAAGAGAAGGCCAGGGGUGCAAGUAGAGGUGAUCAUAAGAGAAGGGAAGAAUAACAAGGGUCCCAUCAUAGUGGAAGAGGCCAAGCAGCGGCGGGUGUCGUUAUUGGCGAUCGGCCAGAGGAAGCGGUCGAUGAUGUGGCAGCUGACGAGGCGGUGGUCCGGGAGGUGGCUCCGCCGUGGAGGAGUGGUGGAGCACUGCAUAGAGAAUGCUACUUGCAUGACCGUCGGUGUGAGGAGGAAGAGUAAGAGUCUUGGUGGGUACUUGAUCACCACAAAGCGUCACAAGAAUUUUUGGCUUUUAGCUUGAUUUAUAUAAAUAAAUAAAUAAGUACUCGCCCCAAAUUGUUUAUAAUUUAUGCGAAUUAGAAUAUGCCAUGGGGUUUUUUGCAAUUGUUCAUGAAUUCAUGUAAACGUAUGUAUAAAUUUUCUCCGAAUAUUAUUUAUAA